Penicillium canariense is the source of this 1344-nucleotide messenger RNA. Its product is annotated as CaiB/BaiF CoA transferase family protein. The transcript is spliced from 6 exons. Gene Ontology annotation, molecular function: catalytic activity. The record is from RefSeq and is a predicted model, not a curated record. Bases 1 to 1344 code for a protein of 447 amino acids. NCBI's taxonomy places the organism in Eukaryota, Fungi, Ascomycota, Eurotiomycetes, Eurotiales, Aspergillaceae.
AUGACGGUUGCGCUCAGGUUUCACACGCUUGCUCGGCGCUCGAGUCCCUCCUGGUCCGCCAAUGCCUUGCAGCGCAUCUCGCCGUUGCGGAGCUAUUCCAGCGCCGCUUCGGCGUUCGAUGGGACGCUGCCUCUGGCUGGAAUUCGAGUACUUGAUAUGACGCGGGUUCUGGCAGGUCCGUACUGUACUCAGAUCCUGGGCGAUUUGGGGGCAGACGUUAUUAAGAUCGAACACCCCGUGCGCGGCGACGAUACUCGGGCUUGGGGCCCUCCAUACGCGAAGUACGAGGACGCAUCGAAAGAGGGUCCUGGCGAAAGUGCCUACUUUUUGGCGGUCAACCGCAACAAGAAGUCUGUUGGACUGUCGUUCCAGCACAAGUCAGGCGUCGAAAUCCUCCACAAGCUUGCAAAGGAAUGUGAUGUCCUCGUCGAGAACUAUCUUCCAGGAGGACUAAAGAAAUACGGGAUGGAUUAUGAGACCCUCCGAGAGAUCAACCCCAAGUUGAUAUAUGCCAGUAUCACCGGCUACGGCCAGACAGGACCGUACAGUAACCGGGCUGGUUACGAUGUCAUGGUGGAGGCUGAGAUGGGAUUGAUGCACAUUACGGGGUCGCGGGACGGCCCUCCCGUCAAAGUUGGUGUGGCAGUCACCGAUUUGACCACCGGACUUUACACAUCUAAUGCCAUCAUGGCUGCGCUGCUUGCCCGAGUUCGAACGGGCAAAGGCCAGCAUAUCGAUGCUUGUUUGAGCGACUGCCAGGUCGCUACUCUGGCGAACUUGGCCAGUUCCGCACUCAUCAGCGGCCAAAAGGAUUCAGGACGCUGGGGCACGGCUCAUCCAUCUAUUGUACCGUACCGGAGCUACAAAACCCUCGACGGUGACAUUCUUUUCGGUGGCGGGAAUGACCGACUGUUCGGUGUGCUAUGCGAUCGACUUGGAUUCCCUGAGUGGAAGACCGAUGCUCGCUUCAUCACCAAUAGCGACCGGGUGAAGCACCGAGCUGACAUUGAUGGCUUAAUUGAAGGCAUCACCCAGCAGAAGACCACAAAGGAAUGGCUGGGGAUCUUCGAAGGCAGCGGCAUGCCCUAUGCGGCCGUCAAUGACAUCCAGGGAACCCUGAACCACGAUCACGUUCUAGCAAGAGGCAUGGUCGCUGAAGUCGAUCACCCAGCCUGCGGCCCCAUCAAGCUGGUCAACACACCCAUCAAAUACUCCGAGGCCAGACCCGGUGUGCGCACACCGCCACCUACUCUUGGACAACACACCGACGAGAUUCUGGGAAGCGUUCUCAAUUAUGAAGAGGCAGAUAUCGCCCGAUUGAAGGCAGAGGGGGUAGUGUCUUAA